GCGACCGCAUGCUGCUCCAUCAUUGAAAUACCGGCAUCAUUCAUCCUCAGGGUUAGAUGCGACCAGCUGAAAUAACAGCCUAGUCACGGACAGAACUUCAUCUCAGAAGACUUUAUUCUUGUUUUAAACACUUUUUCUUAACAGGAGAGAAGAAGUCUUCACCAUGAACACUCUGAACCAACAGUAUGAGGAGAAGGUUCGUCCCUGCAUUGACCUCAUCGACUCUCUGCGCUCUCUGGGCGUAGAGAGGGACUUGGCUCUACCUGCUAUCGCCGUAAUAGGAGACCAAAGUUCCGGGAAGAGCUCUGUGUUGGAGGCGCUGUCAGGGGUGGCUCUGCCGAGAGGAAGUGGCAUUGUGACAAGAUGUCCUCUUGAACUGAAGAUGAAGAGAAAGAAAGAAGGAGAGGAGUGGUACGGAAAGAUAAGCUACCAGGAGCAAGAGGAAGAGAUAGAUGACCCUGCAGAUGUGGAGAAAAAGAUUCGAGAAGCUCAGGAUGAAAUGGCUGGGGUCGGUGUGGGGAUCAGUGAUGACCUGAUCAGUCUGGAGAUCGCCUCUCCUGAUGUUCCAGACCUGACACUCAUUGACCUUCCCGGCAUCGCCAGGGUGGCUGUAAAGGGACAACCAGAGAACAUUGGUGAUCAGAUAAAGAGACUGAUCCAGAAGUUCAUCACAAAACAAGAGACCAUCAGUCUGGUGGUUGUUCCAUGCAACGUGGACAUAGCAACCACAGAGGCUUUGCAGAUGGCACAGCGGGUGGAUCCUGAUGGAGAGAGGACUUUGGGUAUCUUGACCAAGCCUGAUCUGGUGGACAAAGGCACAGAAGAGACAGUGGUUGACAUUGUCCAUAAUGAGGUCAUUCACCUGAAGAAGGGCUACAUGAUUGUGAAGUGCAGGGGUCAGAAGGAGAUCACAGAGAAGGUGUCUCUGACUGAAGCAAUGGAAAGAGAGAAAGCCUUCUUUGCAGAUCAUGUGUAUUUCCACACUCUCUACAAUGACGGCCAGGCCACUGUUCCUAAACUGGCUGAGAAACUGACGCUUGAGCUGGUGCAUCACAUUGAGAAAUCUCUGCCUCGACUGGAAGAGCAGAUUGAGGAGAAACUCGCACAGACUCAGGCAGAGCUGGAGAGAUAUGGCACUGGGCCCCCGUCUGAUGCAGCUGAGAGACUCAUCUUUCUCAUUGAUAAAGUGACAGCAUUCACUCAGGAUGCCAUCAGUCUGUCUACAGGAGAGGAACUCAAGUGUGGAGACAAACUCAAUGUCUUUUCUACGCUCAGAAGAGAGUUUGGGAAGUGGAUCAACCACCUUGACCGCUCAGGAGAAAACUUCAACAACAGAAUUGAGAGAGAGGUGGAGGACUAUGAAGACAGGUACCGUGGAAGAGAACUGCCGGGCUUCAUCAACUACAAGACCUUUGAGGUCAUGGUCAAGGAGCAGAUCAAACAGCUGGAAGAACCAGCCGUCAAGAAACUCAAGGAUAUUGCAGAUGCUGUUAGGAAAGUGUUCAUUCAGCUUGCCCUCAGUAGCUUCACGGGAUUUCCUAACCUCAUGAAAACAGCGAAGGCUAAGAUCGAAGUAAUAAAGCAAGAAAAAGAGUCCACUGCUGAAACCACACUGAGAACUCAGUUCAAGAUGGAGAUGAUCGUUUACUCCCAGGACAGAACCUACAGCAGCAGUUUGAGUGACAGAAAGAAAGAGGAGAAUGAGGAGCAAUCGGACGAUGAAAGGAGUAUUGUGUACAGCAUGGAUAAUCAUGCAACACUUCAGGAGCUGAUGUUGCACCUUAAAUCAUAUUACACUAUUGCCAGCCAGCGUCUGGCUGACCAGAUCCCGCUGGUGAUCCGCUACCAGAUGUUGCAGGAGUCUGCCGUCCAGCUGCAGAGGGAGAUGCUGCAGAUGCUUCAGGAUAAGGAGAAUGUGGAGUUCUUGCUGAAGGAGGACCUGGACAUUGGCAACAAAAGGGCUGCCUUGCAGAAUCGCCUCAAACGUCUCACAAAGGCCCGCGCAUAUCUGGUAGAGUUCUAGGAGGCCAAGACCUAAAAGCGUGGUUCUGCUGUACUGCUUUCAUUUGUCAACUACAGUACAAUUGUGGUUGUAUAAUGUAUACUAAAUUGACCUUCAUGUAAGACAGGCUGAGGCCAGUUUCUAUAAAUAGAAUAGAUAUACAUUUUUACUAUCUUCUACCUUUGGACUCCUGAUGGAUGUAGACUUCAAACUUACUCAUGACUACACACAUACAAUAGUGUAUCUUAGCUCCCCCUUGUGGUUAUACAAAAGAAAACGUAAUAAUGAAGUCCCAUCUUGAUGGCAAGACUCUGUAGUUUUAUGUAAUCCUGUAAUAAUUAUAGCAACCUAUUACAGAUAUUCUGAGCAAGUUCAAAUCCAUAACCUCUCUUACUCCAUGUCAUCAAUAAGUAAAUGUGGUCUUCCAACUUCAGCAAUGAAGGGUCUGCAUCAGAUAUGAAUACAAAGUUGAUUUAGGUCCGACUUCCUGCCCAGUAACUAUCAACCAAUAGUAGUUUGAUAAAACAUAUACUUUUUCUGAUAACCAAUGCAUCAAUGCAUUUCUCUUUACCAAUAAUUUGUGUCCCUGUAUUGUAUCAGUCUGAUGUCCUAUAUCUUUGUUGAACUUACAAUACAUCAUUAAAUCACUGUCAGCCUGGAAA
This is a messenger RNA of Seriola dumerili (greater amberjack), 2664 nucleotides long. Its product is annotated as interferon-induced GTP-binding protein Mx. Gene Ontology annotation, biological process: defense response to virus. Gene Ontology annotation, molecular function: GTPase activity; GTP binding; microtubule binding. NCBI's taxonomy places the organism in Eukaryota, Metazoa, Chordata, Actinopteri, Carangiformes, Carangidae. The coding region runs from base 164 to 2023 and encodes 619 amino acids. The record is from RefSeq and is a predicted model, not a curated record. Gene Ontology annotation, cellular component: nucleus; microtubule; membrane. The transcript has 12 exons.